AUGGCUUAUGCUGAACGAUGGGCAUCCUAUUUGGACAGAACAGAUCGCAGACUCAAGUCGAGACGCAUCUCGAUUCAUAUCCCCUCUGCUUACAUACGUUUCACAGAGUCUUUCUAUUGUCACCGUGUGAAAGAGCCUGUGCACUCUGUCGAGGCUAGUAACAAUGGCGGCACUCAGUUUGGUGUGACGGCUUACUGUGGCCUUAUUGGGUAUGAUCUGAGAGAGCCGGACUUGGGAAAAUGGGAUCUCAAGUUGACGGUUGUUUUCAAGGAUGAGAAUAAGGCGGUGACUAUGGCGAAGUGGUGGGGAGGAUACUGGGGGAUACCAGGGCGGGACUGUAAGCACUUGGAAAUAGGGGGCAAGGGUGUGGCUGGGGAUAACAUCAUCGCUUCACUGGAGAUAGAUCCGUUCUUUAAGCCAGCGAAGAUCGUCGGCAGUACUAUCACGACGCCUGAUGGCAAGGACUACCUCUGUGAUGGUGUACAAGAUAUAAUCAGCUAUAUACGCAAGGACUAUGCGAUUUCCCUUUCGUGUGGCGGAAAGCCCUCAACCCUACACUGUGAGAGCCGGAGUGGCUCAUCUCAGUUCGCGAUGCAAUUUGGUAUGUUGAGGGAAGUUAAGAUCGCUAUGCAUGAGGAAUUGCUGGGAAAGUGUCCAGAUGUGUGGGGCGAUGGUGUGACAGGAGGCUCCUAUGGCGCUGCUGAGGCUAUGCUCCUCAUCAAGGACGGCAUCAAAGGUGUUGCUGAUAGAUGGGUGCAGACUUCCACUGGCAAGUCGACUUCAUGUGAAGCAGUGGAGCCACACAUGAUGUGGGUGAAUGGCAG
Perkinsus marinus ATCC 50983 is the source of this 824-nucleotide messenger RNA. RefSeq lists its product as hypothetical. The transcript has 6 exons. Lineage: Eukaryota; Perkinsozoa; Perkinsida; Perkinsidae. The record is from RefSeq and is a predicted model, not a curated record. The annotation marks the transcript as partial.